GGUUGCACAGCUGGCGAGAAGGAGAGAGGGUCCCAUGAGUUUUUUCUUUUGGAUGCAGCUUCCUUGAGUUCAGGGCAGGAGGCAGGAUGAGGGGAGUGGUGAUGAGGUGGUGGGGGCGCCUCUCAGACCUGCCCCUCCCUGCUAAGGCCUAGCUUCUCCAAGGGCCUGAGGGCAGAGAAGCACAGGGCCAGGCUCUCCUUGUGCAAGUUCCUGCGGGAGGGAGGCUUCUAGGGCAUCUCAGGGGCUGGGGCAGACUGGGACCGAGCCACCCUUGGGUGUUGGGGAUAAGAAGAGGUGGCAGAGAAUCUGAGAGUGCUUAAGGAGCCCCGCAGUGGGUGAGGAUGGCCAGGCCUCUGGAGCAGGCGGUAGCUGCCAUCGUGUGCACCUUCCAGGAAUAUGCAGGGCGCUGUGGGGACAAAUACAAGCUCUGCCAGGAGGAGCUCAAGGAGCUGCUGCAAAAGGAGUUGGCCACCUGGACCCCGACUGAGUUUCGGGAGUGUGACUACAACAAAUUCAUGAGUGUUCUGGACACCAACAAGGACUGCGAGGUGGACUUUGUGGAGUAUGUGCGCUCACUUGCCUGCCUCUGUCUCUACUGCCACGAGUACUUCAAGGACUGCCCCUCAGAUCCCCCCUGCUCCCAGUAGCCUCUGCUCCAGGGGUGCACCGGCUGUUGGGGGCUGGGCAUGUCUCCCACACUCCCUCUUACCCUCUCUCCUGUACCCCUUUCAAUCUGGACUUGCCCAGGUCUUCCGUGAUCAGUUAACCCAUUUUACCUAGGAGGCCCAGAGAUGUGAGGGCUCCUUUCCCAGAAUGCCCAGCAAGUGAGGGGUAGAGCCACUCUGGGCCCCAGCCUGCCUGCUGCACCCCUACGGCCUCCCUUGUGGAUGGGAGGAGGCGGGAUCUGCUCUGAGGCCCUCGAGGCUCAGCAGAGCGUGCACCAAUGAGACCACGAAGGGAAAGGGCCUAUUUAACUCCUAAUAAAAAACUGGCGUCAG
Messenger RNA from Piliocolobus tephrosceles (Ugandan red Colobus), 998 nucleotides. RefSeq names its product S100 calcium binding protein A3 (gene S100A3). Gene Ontology annotation, molecular function: transition metal ion binding; calcium ion binding; calcium-dependent protein binding. The record is from RefSeq and is a predicted model, not a curated record. Bases 342 to 647 code for a protein of 101 amino acids. The transcript has 3 exons. NCBI's taxonomy places the organism in Eukaryota, Metazoa, Chordata, Mammalia, Primates, Cercopithecidae.